UUGUGGGCGCUGGGCUCUCGCGUUGCGCUGUCGACGAGAGCAAAGGAGCUGCUUCCGCCUCGCACCGCGCGCGAUUCUGCAGUGCCGCGGCGGCACUGAUGCCAUUUCCGUAGCGUUUGGGCUGCCCAAGGCAGCAACCACUUGCUAGGAUGGGCGCCGGCGCCAGCUUCAUCGACGUCGAGGAGCUCACAGAGGCUCUGGAGCAGGACUUCGCCCGCGUCGUCCCGCGCACGCCGCGCGGCAGCCUCGACGUCGCGAGCUGCGACCGCGGCAAGGUGCGAAAAGUCGUGGACGGCGCGAACGAGCGCAUCAAGGAGCGCUACGUCGCGGGGUGGCAGUCGUACACGGCGAGGAAGGGCGCCGCCGUCGACGAACUGCGCGACGCGUGCGCCGCGCUGGUGGAAGACUUCCACGAGGCGGAGCCGCGGUGCGCGCUGCCCGCGAACACCCCCAGCGCGCUCGUCGACAUGGCGAGCCGCCACGGCGCCGCGCUGCAUGCGGCCCUCGAGGGACUCGUGACGAAGGCGGGCGGCGAGUACGUGCACGGACCAACGAAAAAGGUGGAGCGCAUCAAGGACAAGGCGGAGAACGACUACGAGGGCGACGUGGCGCGAGUAGUUGAUGUCGAGCGCGCCACGGGUCUCUUCGACUCGCUGGAAGCCCUGAACACGGCUGCCUCGGCGUUUCGCGGGACGAUCGACGGGCUCACCGUCCGGCGCUGCAAGGACGCGUUCUUCGCGCACAAGCACGACUCGGGCUAUCGAGAUAUGAAGUUGUUCGUCGAGGUGGCGGACACGGGAUUCAUAGGUGAACUCCAGCUCAAUUUGCGUCAAAUCCAAAACAUCAAGGGUCACGCCCACAAGGUCUACGACGUGGAACGCGUGCUCGAAAAAGGAACCGACGAGGCGCUCCGGCGCGCCAUCGACGGUCUGGACCUCGAGAGCGAGCAGGUGCUGUGUCUAGCGGCGGACGGCGGGCAGUCGAUCCUGGACGCGUGCGGCCACGUCGUGGUGCUCGAGGAUGCCUUGGACGAGGCCUUGCCCGCGGGUUGCGAAGUGGCGAACGUGUACAACGCCGGCGGCGCGGUCCACGCGCACGUUCGGCUAGGCAUCGCCGACGUUUGCGCCCUCGCCCGGCUGCGCGACGCCGUGCUCUUCGAGGGCUCCUUCGAGACCGCGAUCAACGCCGCGCUCCCCCACGACGCCUCUCAGCUCGCGGAGAAGCUCGCAACGAGCGACAAGAUGAAGGAGCUGGGCUUUAGCGCGUCGAUGAGCCAGAGCGGCAGGUGUCUGCUAAAAAACGAGCGCUUCCUCGCGGGAGACUCCGACAGUUCUCUGGGCGCGCCGCCGGACGCAAAGAUCCGAGUCGAGAGCGUCGAUGUCCACGUAGACCGGGGCGCGUUCAUGGAGUGCUACGCGCGGAUCAUGAUGCGGUUCGCGAAGCUGACGAUGCAUCAGCGCGAGAAGCUCACGGAAGUGCGAGGCGCAAAGGUCGCGGUGCUGCUCGCACCCGCGGGCGGUGGGAAGACCUUCGUUGCUGUCCAACGUGUGGUGCAGGUGCUGAAUGAAGAUCCCGAUGCGACGGUCCUUUUCGUGGCGCGAAACGAAGCGCUGGCGCUCUUUGUCUGCAAGUGGCUCGUCGUCGCGUCGCGCAAGUCUGCCGAGCAUGUUGUGGAGCGCGUGCACGUGUUGGUGGCGCCGUUUUCGAGUGGGCCGCGGCGCGUCCACGUCGAGGCGGCGGGCGGGCGACGGCGGCUCAUGUUUGGGAAUUCGCGUGUCGAGGCCACGACGUACGCGCUCAUCGUCGUCGACGAGGCCCACCACCUCGUGGGCGACUCCUCGCUUCGAUCGGAGCUCGCGGAGCUUGGUGCUGCCGAAUCGAGCCUCUUGUUCCUCGGCGACGCCUCGCAGGCGACGGCAGCGAUGCAAAGUCCGGAUGAGAUCGCGCGCUCGCUCGUGGAACUGCCACAGGAGCAGGACGUCGUCGUGGCGACGCUAUCCGAGGUCGUCCGUUCGACGAAGCGCAUUGUCGCGGGCGCCGCCGCGUUCCAGCUCGAGGCCGGGCGCAAAGCCGAGACGUCGACGCAUUCGGCAUCAGCGGGGCCGCCGCUCGUGGCGAGGGUCUUUACGACAUCUGAAGGCGACGAUGCCGGCGAGACCUAUGCGCGCGAGGUCGUCGAGGCGCUGGCGGCCAUCCGGCGCCAGCUCGUGGAUUUGGAGGACCUGGAUGACCGCGUGGCGGUCGUCGGGCCAGAUGAAGCAUUUAUUGAGAAGCUCCGCGAGCCGCUCGCUCGCGCUCUGGGAGGAUUCGAGCUCGUCGACGCGGCGACGGCGAGCGCGGUCUUGCCGCGCGGUGACACCGAGGCGCGCGCCGCCGACGCGAAGCAGCUGCUUGUUGUCGAUAGUGUGGAUAACAUGGACGGUUUGGAACGGCUCGUCGUUAUUUGCGUUGGACUGGACCAAGUCAUCGAUCGCGGCGCGGGCGUGCUCGAGACGCGGUCGCGUUUGUAUCGCGCGAUGACGCGCGCGCAGCUCGCGGUUGCUGUCGUGAAUGAAGCGUUGCCGGGCGGGUGGCUCGAGUUCCUGGGGCGCGUCGAGCUGGUCGCUGGUGGAGGUUAUAGUGAUGCCGCGGAGCGCGGGAAUCGGGCGGAGACGGCGGCGGACGAUGUUGUCGGUGCUGUGGUUGAAGAGACUUCGGCACCCGUUGCGACUCAUGGCGACGCUACUGCUGUUAGCAAAGCGUCUUCGGCACCUGCGCGCGGUAGUGACGGCGCACAGGAGGCGUCACCAAACGGCGCCGUCGACGCGCCUGUGGCGGAAAAGGCUGCAGUCGACGCGGACGCCGCCACCACCCCGUCGGAACCCGAACCGAUGAAGGUGCUGCAGUCGAUCUGGGACGCGAGCGCGGUCGCGACGGUGGCGCGCGGCGACCUGCGGUUCAUGCCGUUUUUCGAACUCGAUCCAUCGAAGCUCGUCGAGCUGCGGACGCUGGAAGGGCACUCGGACAGAGUGCGUUGCGGCGUCCGCUGUACUUUUGUGAUGAUCUGUCGUCGUCGUAGGUCCGGGGCGUUGCCGUGUUUCUUGACGGGCGGCGCAUCGUGUCUGCGUCGGACGACAAGACGCUCAAGGUGUGGGACAUCGCGACCGGCGUAUGCGUGGCGACGCUGGAAGGACACUCUGAGAGAGUGCGUUGCGGCGUCCACUGUACUUUUGUGAUGAUCUGGCUUCGUCGUAGGUCUGGGGCGUUGCCGUGUUUCCGGACGGGCGGCGCGUCGUUUCUGCGUCGUACGACAACACGCUCAAGGUGUGGGACGUGGCGACCGGCGAGUGCGUGGCGACGCUGAAAGGGCACUCGGAUUACGUGCGUUGCGGCGUCCGCUGUACUUUUGUGAUGAUCUGGCUUCGUCGUAGGUCUGCUGCGUUGCGGUGUUUCCGGACGGGCGGCGCGUCGUGUCUGCGUCGAUUGACAAUACGCUCAAGGUGUGGGACGUGGCGACCGGCGAGUGCGUGGCGACGCUGGAAGGGCACUCGAACGACGUGCGUUGCGGCGUCCGCUGUACUUUUGUGAUGAUCUGGCUUCGUCCUAGGUCUAUUGCGUUGCCGUGUUUCCGGACGGGCGGCGCGUCGUGUCUGGGUCGUUCGACAACACGCUCAAGGUGUGGGACCUCGAGACCGGCAAGUGCGUGGCGACGCUGGAAGGGCACUCGAGAGACGUGCGUUGCGGCGUCCACUGUACUUUUGUGAUGAUCUGGCUUCGUCGUAGGUCCGCGGUGUUGCCGUGUUUCCGGACGGGCGGCGCGUCGUGUCGGGGUCGUACGACAAGACGCUCAAGGUAUGGGACGUGGCGACCGGUAAAUGCGUGGCGACGCUGCAAGGGCACUCUAACAGAGUGCGGCGCGGCGUCCGCUGUACUUUUGUGAUGAUGCGUCUUCGUCGUAGGUCCGCGGCGUCGCCAUUUCUCCGGACGGGCGGCGCGUCGUGUCUGCGUCGUGGGACAAGACGCUCAAGGUCUGGGACGUGGCGACCGGCGAGUGCGUGGCGACGCUGGAAGGGCACUCGGAUUACGUGCGUUGCGGCGUCCACUGUACUUUUGUGCUGAUGUGUCUUCGUCGUAGGUCUAUGGCGUUGCCGUGUCCCCGGACGGGCGGCGCGUCGUGUCUGCGUCGGGCGACAAGACGCUCAAGCUGUACGCGUGCUAGGGCUCUAACUUCUAGUUGAGGCCACACGCCAUCGCCGCAGACACUAGAAACAUAGACUUAGGAGACUACUUCAGCCGCUCGAUGAGCUGGCUCAGCUUGUUCUCGUCCGCGCCCGAGAAGCGCUCGAUCUCCUUCCCGCCCUUGAAGAACACGAAGGUCGGCAUCGACGAGACGCCGUGCGCCUGCGACACGGGCUUCGCGGCGUCGACGUCGACGGCGUAGAAGCCGACGCCGCCGUAUCUAUCGGAUAUUCAGGUGAUUGUUACGGUGCUAGGACUAGUGGGCGGAGCCCCUAGUAAAAAUUCAGCAGGCCGCGGCCGGGCGAUGCGCGCGCGCGGCGCGUUGGCCGUCGCGAGCUUCCUUCUCGUGGAAGAGCUGUAAUCUACGCGGUGAAAGGGAGCUGGAGGAGUGCCUGCUCCAUCGAGGCGCGAGCGCGCGUGCGGGGCCCCGCAGGAUUUUCGAGGCGGAACGCCUCCGGUCUCGCGUCUCCGCGGGGCCCCAACGGCUGCCCCACAGAACUCAGUAACGCUCCUCUCGCGAGCACCACUUGCGUGGGCAGGCCGCCUGCCACCGCUGGGCUGCCCUUUCAUCUGAACAGAUGGAGGUAUCAUAAGCGCUGGGAUGUCGGGCUUUGAACGCGGCGACGACCGCGCGACGAUGCUCAAGCGCCAUGAGGACACGUCCAAGGUCGUCCAAGGCGGCCUCAUGGCCGUGAGCGCCCUGCUCUCGUUGGGCAGCAACCUCCCGCUCGUCGGCCAGCUCUGCGAGGCGGCUAAGGGCUGCCUCGACUCGGCGGAGGAGUUCAAAAGCAAAGCAAAAGAUGUCACCAUCGCGGCGCGGCGGGUCUGCGACGUCUUGGAUAUUGUGUAUCUAAUGGCGCAGAACGUCGACCGCCUCGAAGAAAAGGCGCUCGUGGAGUCGAAGAUGCGGAGAUUGGUGGACUUGCUCGUCAAGUUCAACGCGGCGGUGCGAAAGUUCGGGAAGAAGGGCUGGAUGAAGCGCGCCUGGACGAUGCGCGGCCACGUCGAAUCGCUGACCUCCCUCGACAAGGAGAUCGUGUCGCAGCUCGACGUGUUCCGCGACGCCUACCGCUUCGCGAGGGACAAGGACAUGAUCCAGCGCACCUACAACAUCGAGGCGUCCAUGAACCAGCUCGUCGAGGCGCGCGUCCGCGAGACCGGCGAGCCCGAGGGAACGGUGGUGGCGGUGCUCUCGAACGACCCCGUCGCGAUCGCGUCGGUCGCGGUCGACGCGGACCUACCGGCGGCGGAGCUUGCGAGCGAGCUGAGCGAGGUCAGGGAGAGCCUCGACGGUCUGAACAAGAAGAUGCAAAAUAUGCUCGACUGCAAGCAGGGUGACCGCGCGAAGAUCGCCAAGGUGUUAGCUGCCGUAAAAGCGGCCGUGGCGCGCGACGAGAAGCUGCUGGCCGCCGUCCAAGACGGCAGUAAGAAGCUCGACGACCACGCGAAACGCUCCGCCUCGUAUCACGCCGAGACUACGGACGGCAUCAACGAGCUCAAGGCCAAGAUCGAUGCGCUGCAAAUGAAUGAGGCGACGAUCCAGGACCAGUACGUGUACGACCCGUACGACUCGGAUGACUCGGACCAGGAGGCGUCGCUAUUGGGGUGGGGCUCCUUCGGGUCGACACAUAGAAUGAAAGGCAGGGAGGAUGGGCGCGUAUGCGCCGUCAAGCUCAUCAACAUCAAAAGGGCGGGCGUCGGCGUCGAGAAGCUGCGGGAAGAGGCCGCGCGGCUCUCGAUGCUGGAUCAUCCGAACAUCGUCAACUACUUCACGGCCUACCGCUUCAAGAAGAACAGAUUCUUCGCCAUCGUCAUGGAACUUUUGAAGGGCGGCUCGCUGCUAGAGCGCCUCCAACGGGCGUCCGGGCCGCUCACGAGCGACACAGGCGAGCGCGCGGCAGCUACUGAGAAAUGGACGACGGAGGUCGCGUCGGCCCUGGCGCACAUGCACGAGCAACGGAUGCAGCACCGCGACCUCCAUCCCGGCAACGUGCUCUUUGACGGGACCGGCGUCGCGAAGAUCAUCGACCUCGGGCUGGCCACAGUUCUCGUUGCAAAGUCCAAGGUCUCUCCGGCGAGCGGCGCAAACAAGGUCGGCGCUGAAAUGUACCGAUCCCCGGAGAAGGCGAUGGGCAGAGGGUACGACGGCAAGGACGACGUCUGGGCCCUGGGCUGCAUGCUCGGCGGGGGUGUCACGGGGAGGCUGGUGGAGAAUCGCUGUCCGGGCGUCUUUGCGCUCGACCCCAAGGCCGUGAAGGCGCUCGUCGAGGAGACCAGCGCAGCGUCGACCAAGUUCGGCGGCCUCGUCGCCGCGAUGCUCGAGCGUAAUCCGAUGGAGCGGCCCACGGCGCAGGACGUUGUGCGAUAUUUCCGGCGCGGGGCGGCGCUCCCGACCGUCCCGGGCGGCGGCGCGAUCGUCGAGGAGGAGGAAGAGGAGGAGGAGCAAAAAAUCGACCUGUCCAAGCUCGCCUUAGUGCGGACGCUGGAAGGGCACUCCGACUACGUGCGUUGCGGCGUCCGCUGUACUUUUGUGAUGAUCUGGCUUCGUCGUAGGUGUGGGGCGUUGCCGUGUUUCCGGACGGGCGGCGCGUCGUGUCUGCGUCGGGCGACAAGACGCUCAAGGUCUGGGACGUGGCGACCGGCGAGUGCGUGGCGACGCUGAAAGGGCACUCGGAUGCCGUGCGUUGCGGCGUCCGCUGUACUUUUGUGAUGAUGUGUGUUCGUCGUAGGUCUCGAGCGUUGCCGUGUUUCCGGACGGGCGGCGCGUUGUUUCUGCGUCGUGGGACAAGACGCUCAAGGUCUGGGACGUGGCGACCGGCAAAUGCGUGGCGACGUUGCAAGGGCACUCUGAGAGAGUGCGUUGCGCGGCGUCCGCUGUACUUUUGUGAUGAUCUGGCUUCGUCGUAGGUCUUUUGCGUUGCGGUGUUUCCGGACGGGCGGCGCGUCGUGUCUGCGUCGUGGGACAAGACGCUCAAGGUAUGGGACGUGGCGACCGGCAAAUGCGUGGCGACGCUGCAAGGGCACUCUAACAGAGUGCGUUGCGGCGUCCGCUGUACUUUCGUGAUGAUCUGGCUUCGUCGUAGGUCAGGGGCGUUGCCGUGUUUCCGGACGGGCGGCGCGUCGUGUCUGCGUCGGGCGACAACACGCUCAAGGUGUGGGACGUGGCGACCGGCAAAUGCGUGGCGACGCUGGAAGGGCACUCGGGCGAGGUG
Messenger RNA from Pelagomonas calceolata, 7430 nucleotides. NCBI's taxonomy places the organism in Eukaryota, Pelagophyceae, Pelagomonadales, Pelagomonadaceae. The record is from the annotation of a GenBank genome assembly.